Apis florea (little honeybee) is the source of this 2094-nucleotide messenger RNA. Its product is annotated as prostatic acid phosphatase. NCBI's taxonomy places the organism in Eukaryota, Metazoa, Arthropoda, Insecta, Hymenoptera, Apidae. Gene Ontology annotation, molecular function: phosphatase activity. The record is from RefSeq and is a predicted model, not a curated record. Gene Ontology annotation, biological process: dephosphorylation.
GAUUUCAAAUAUGAGUACCACUGUAAAAUAACCUUGUUCUUAUUUUAUAUGAAUUAAGGAUCGUUGAGCCAAUAUUGGCAACAACGAAAUGUUAGUAAUUUGGUAACAUUAGAAUUUUUUUUAUAUUGCUCAAUUCAAUUUUUAUAUGUUUACAUAAGUGAUAAAAUUUCUGACGAAAGCAAUAUACGAUACGUAUCAAAUGUUAGAACUUAUAGUAUUCCACAGGUUGCGGUAAUCAAUAAAUUGUUGCUUUAUUCAAUUUUUACAUGACGUUUCUUAUUAGUGGUUCGAAAGCGUAAACCAUAAUUAAAAAUAUGAAUAAAAAUUUGCUUGUCAUCGUUUUAACAUUUUUUAUUAUGAAUCUAUCAAACGCUCAAGAUAUAGAUUUGGGAACUAUUGUUUUUGCAAAUAUUUUGUAUAGACAUGGAGAUAGAACACCUAUAAGACCUUAUCCAAAUGAUCCUUACAAUAAUGAAAGUAUAUGGCCAGUUCCAUAUGGUCAAUUAACAAAUAUUGGAAAGGAUCAACAUUUAUUACUUGGCCGUUGGAUUCGCAAACGCUAUUCAUAUUUAUUAAAUGAAUUAUAUUCUCCAUAUGAUAUUUAUAUUCAAAGUACUGAUGUAGAUCGUACUUUAAUGUCAGCAGAAUCACAACUUGCUGGUUUAUAUCCACCAGUUGGUAAACAAAUAUGGAGUAAUAUUAAAUGGAUGCCUAUUCCAGUGCAUACUAUUCCAGAAGAUAAAGAUUAUAUUUUAGCUGCUAAAAAAUAUUGUCCUAAAUAUGAUUAUGAACUGGAUAAAGUUCUUAAUUCUCCAGAAAUGAGAAAAAUAAAUAAAGAAAAUAAAAAAUUAUAUGCAUAUUUGACAGAAAAAACAGGAAAUAAGAUUUCAUCUCUAAGAUCUGCUGAACAACUUUAUGAUACUUUAUUUAUUGAGAAUCUUUAUAAUAAAACAUUACCAGAAUGGACAAAAUCAGUAUUCCCAGAUAAACUUAAAUCUAUUGCUGAAAAAAGUUUUACAACUAGUGCCUAUAAUAAAAUUCUUCAAAGAUUAAAAUCAGGAUCAUUACUUGGAGAAAUGAUAGAUCAUAUGGAAAAAAAACAAAAAAAUGCCUUAGUACCUGAUAGGAAAAUAUGGAUGUAUAGUGCUCAUGAUGAAACUUUAGCUAAUAUGUUAAUGACUUUAAAUGUUUUUGAACCACAUUGUCCACCAUAUACUGCUACAAUUUUGAUAGAGUUAAGAAUAAAUUUAAAAAAUCAGUAUUUUGUAACUAUAUAUUAUAAAAAUACUAGUGAAGAACCAAAACUUUUAACACUCCCUGGUUGCAUUACAUUAUGUCCUUUAAAUCAAUUUAUUACACUAACAAAAGAUGUUAUACCUAUAAAUUGGGAAAAAGAAUGUACAAUGGAUUGGGAACAACUUGAAUAUAAUAUGAAUACACCAGCAGUUAUUGUAAUACUGACAUCUUCUAUAUUAAUGUUACUUUUACUAGUUUUAUUUAUAAUGGGCUUUAUUUAUUGGCAUUAUAAACGAGAACAUAAUCAGUAUUACCUACGAUUAACAACGGAUCCUAUAUAAUUGGAUAUAAUAUUGUGAAAGAAAUAAUUGACAUUAUGCGUGAGCGUUUUUAUUAUAAUAUCAAUGUUUUCGUAAUUAGAUAAUUAACAGAAUUACGAUAAAUUAUAAAACUCAUAUUUGAUUUUACAAACAAUUAAGAAAUGAAUUUAUAAUACGAAAAAUAAGUCUGAUAAUUAUUUUCACAUAAAAUAUUCGAAAAAAAUUUUAUAUAUUUUAUGAUAUUUGUACUUUUUUAUUGAUGAUAAAACAUUUCAGUUUAUAAUUAAAUAAGUGGAUAAAUAAAUCCAUAAUUAUUUAUAAAUUUUAAUUGAUAAAAAAAAUUAUAUAUGCUCAUACAGAUUGUUGAAAACAAGGCUGUUAUAAAACGGUAUUUCUAAUAAUUUUUAGCUUAACAGAAGAAUAAAAGAUCCUUAAUAAUUUUUGUGAUUAUAAAGUGCUAUAUUACUUAAAUUGAUUUUUAUAUAUAAUAUGAAUUUACAAAAUUAUCUGUGAUGACCAAAAUAAUUUACACAUUAAU